Molecule: messenger RNA, 1611 nt
Organism: Rotaria socialis
Lineage: Eukaryota; Metazoa; Rotifera; Eurotatoria; Philodinida; Philodinidae
Source: the annotation of a GenBank genome assembly
AUGGAAAGUUCUGAAUCAUCCUCGGUUGAAUACAAUCGUAUUGAAAAACCAUCAAAUUAUAUGGUGUACAAUAUUACGCCGACGUUUGUCAAAAUCGAGCAACUGAAAACUAUGUACAGUGCAGAUCAUCAGCACGAAGUACAUGCACUCAGUGAAUUGAAUGAAAGAUUUCGCUCUAUGCUCGAUUAUAUUUAUCAAUUGGAAACACAAAAUUCAAAAUACAUUUCAAAACUGAUUGAAUUACGGCGAAAAGUAUUUCUUGCGAGUGUCAACGGUAAACUAAGUACUGAACUUACUGAUCUGCACGCUGAUGUCAGGGAAGUUAGCUAUGCAAAAAUUAGCUACGAAUCGGAAUUCGAACUCUUUCAAGUACAAAGUAAAAUGUACCAACAGAUGGCCCAGUUUGGACAGCCAUCAGUCGAUCAAGGACGAGUAAAAUUAGAACAAGAAUUGAAUCAAUCUGGUUCUACUCUUGCCAAUCUACGUACGUCCUAUGCGUCAAUGGAGCAAACAGUUGUAGGCCUUCGAGCAAAUUUAAAAGAUACAUUAAGACAGUAUAUGGCAUUGACCAAAGAAUGGUCCUCUUUGAAGAAGCAAACAAAGGAAUUGAAGUGCAGUCUACAAGUGAUAAAUAUUCAAAUUCAAUUUUCCAAGACAAUAUAUUCUAAAGCUGAUUUUUUUACAAUGGAUAUGGAUGAUUUUGCUGAAUUCUGGAAAGCUGAAUGGGCACAAAUUAUCAAUAGAGUACAUAGUGAUUUCGAAAUAUUAUAUGGAGCCAUUUAUCAAGAAUCAGUCUCCCAUUAUGAAAAGAAAAGCAAAGAAAUGCAAGUCGAAUUAGAACGAUUAGUAAACAUUGAGAGAGAGGAGCGAGUCGAGUAUGGGCAAGUUCUCGUGACACUCGAGGCUGAAUAUGAAGAGGUCCAAAAGGUCCAUUCCCAACAAAGAGGACUUUUAAUGAAAGCAGAAGCAACAUACUCUGAAUUAGAAUCUGAAUAUAAAGCACUUCAAAUUCAAUAUCAAGACAAAUUUGAAGCACAAUCGAAAGAAAUAGAAUGUUUAAAUGAAAAUAUCAUAGUAAUAGUGAGCAAUGUCGAAGAAGUUCAACGAAGAAAAAUUUGCUUGGAAGGUGAAAUUAUCGUUUAUCGUCAUAUGUUGGGAAAGACUGAAACAAAGAAAACAAUCGAGACUUCGAUUAAAAAGACAAGAACAUACGUUGAGAAAAACCAAUAUGUAGGACCUAUCAGUAUUGAAUGUCCUUUGGAAAGUACAUACAUUGCUGUGAUAAAUCAGUCGACGAAUGCAGUCAUUGAUAUUUCGAGGUGGCGGCUGGCUCGACGUGUUGAUGCUACAGUCACUCUUCAGUAUACAAUACCCACUGGAGUUCAAGUUAAUCCUGGUCGUGAAUUAAGAGUCUAUUCCAAAUUUGGUAAUGAAGUUUCUCAAUUAUCGUCAAGUGAGAGUAGUUUUUCGUCAUUGAUUUAUGACAAACUGAUCCUAAAUGAUAUAUACUCACUGGGUAUCGGUGAAACUAUCGAAACAGUUGUGUUGGACGAUCGUGACAACGAGGUAGCAUCAUGUUUACAGCAAGCAGAGUCUGAUUGGACAGAAUAA